AUGGGGAGUAGUUGUUGUAAUCAUCGAGAAAUGAAUCAAUCUUAGUUAUAGAAACAUACUCAGAUAUUGACUCCAGUGAUAAAAUCGAAUGAUAAUUUAGAUUCCUUUUAGGAUGAUGACGACUUAAUCAUACCAAUGCAAAAAUAUACAACCUUAAGUGCAGUUUCAAAAAUUGAACUUGAUUUUACAUAAGUUACACAUCAGACAAAGAUGAAGAAGACAAUUUAAUUACCAGUUGCUAGGAAAUCAGUAAAAAUUAGUUAUGAUAAUUUUAUUACAAUGAAACAAGGAGAAUGGCAUGAAUAAUAUAGCAUUUUGAAAAAACUAGGUUAAGGUAGUUAUGGAUGUGUAUGGUUGGGUAAACAUAAUAAGACUGGCAUAUUGAGAGCACUAAAGUAAAUAAAAAAGGAUUCUUUGUUAUUUGAAGAUCAAUAAAGAAUGUUAUCAGAGCUUAAUAUUCUUAAAUCUCUAGAUCAUCCAAAUAUUGUACGAGUUUUUGAAUGUUUUUAAGAAGAUGAACAAUAUGUAGUUGUUACAGAGUAUAUUAAUUUCAAUAAUUAAGAUAUCUUCCAGGAGGAGAGUUAUUCGAAAGAAUAAAGAAACUCUAGAUUUUUAGUGAAAGAAUGGCAGCUGAUUAUAUCAAACAAAUAUUAUAAGCAGUUAGUUAUUGUCAUGAGAAAUAAAUUGUUCAUAGGUAUUGAUAUUAUAUUUUAAAUCUUAAUUAGAGAUUUAAAACCAGAGAACAUUCUAUUGAGUGGAUAAGGAGAAGAGAUUAAAGUUAUUGACUUUGGAACUUCUCGUCAUUUUACUUAGAAUUUCGAUAUGAAAAAAAGAUUAGGAACUCCUUAUUAUAUAGCUCCAGAAGUCUUAAAUCAAAAAUAUAAUGAAAAAGUAGAUAUUUGGUCAUGUGGGGUUAUUCUGUAUAUAUUUUUAUGUGGUUAUCCUCCAUUUGCUGGAAAGACUGAUAAAGAGACUUUAGCAAAGGUUCAAGCAGGAAAAUUGAUAUUUGAUAGAAAUGAUUGGUCAACUGUAUCAAGUGAGGCUCAAGAUUUAAUUAGCAAAAUGUUGAAUUUAGAUGUUACUAAAAGAUAUUCUGCUCAAUAGGCAUUAAAACAUUGUUGGAUUUAGAAAAAUGCUAAAUAAGAAAUAAUUUCCUUACAAUUACUUAGUAACAUAGAAAAGUUUUAGGUUAAUAAUACAUUUUAUUAUUAGGUAUAAAGUAAUUUUAAGAAAGCAGUUAUGACAUAUAUGGUGAGUUAAACCUUACAUAGUUAAGAAAUUAGUGAACUUAAAGCAACUUUUAAUGCUCUUGAUAAAAAUCAUGAUGGAAACUUAAGUAAGCAAGAGUUGAUAGCUGGUUAUAGAGUAUUGUUAAGAAGUAAAGAAUAAGCUGAAGAAAAAGUGAAUUAAAUUUUAGAUACUUUAGAUUUAAAUCAUUCCAAUCUUAUUGAUUAUUCAGAGUUUAUUAUGGGAGCAAUGAGAGUAGAAAAAUUAGUUUCAAUUGAAAGGAUUAGAUAAGCAUUUCGAAUGCUUGAUAUUGUAAUAUUUAUAUAUAUUUUAGAAUGGAGAUGGAUAUAUUUCAAAGGAAGAACUUGAGGAAGCUAUGGGGUUUUUGGAACCUGAAAUAUGGGAAUAAUUUUUAAAUGAUUGUGAUUUAAAUAAAGAUGGUAAGAUAUCAGAAGAAGAAUUUAGUAAAAUUUUAAUUACCAUAUGA
This is a messenger RNA of Paramecium pentaurelia, 1714 nucleotides long. The record is from the annotation of a GenBank genome assembly. Lineage: Eukaryota; Ciliophora; Oligohymenophorea; Peniculida; Parameciidae.